ACACAGUGGCAGAAUGUUUUACUCGUUCAAUUUGAAGUGACAUCAGUACACGCACUCAGGAAGUAACGUGGUGGAAAUCACAAGAAAUCGAAGGAAAUAAUAAUCUCGAGAGGUUCAAUCAAACGAAGUGCCUGCUCUUGCUGUGUAAAAACAACGAACAAAGAUGGGCCUCAUCCAGAUUUCUCUUCUGAUUGUGAUCUUCGCCGUGAAUCUACAAAAUGGAUCUGCUGAGCACUGCGUGCAGUGCGUUCACCUAGACUUCUUUCCACAUGCUCCUCGUCGAUUCCCAAAUAUGUACAAGAACAUACACUGCAAGAACUAUCACCCAUGGGUCUUGAAGGAAAACAGUGACGACUGCCCAGAUGACAACAAAGACUACGUGUGCGGGACCGUCAAGGGAAAUUACACAUUUGAUUCCCUAUCAGUGGGUGAGAUCACUGUAGAUGCCAUCGUACGUCGUUGCGUGGUCCCACCUCAGGGUUUGACUGAUCUUGACUCAGGCAAGAGUGUUUGUCUGAAGGGAAACACCCUUGAUAAGGCAACUAAUGACAUCCAGCUGGUUGGAGCAACCCCGGAUUUCGGUGAUAUGACUAAAUUCGAUGGACAGGUGUGCUACUGCCGUGGAAAUAAGUGCAAUGCAGCUAACUCUCUUGGAAACAACGCAGUGCUGGUGAGCAUUCUCGCAGCAACGCUCGCUGCCUUGAGCAUGUAAACUGAAGCGGAGGCUCUGAUUGGCGAUACCUGAGCUUUGUAUUAAUUAAGAGCCUCUCAUUUGCUAGUUAAAUUUGAAUAAAAUCUGGUACAUUGAGUUAUCUGAUUGCACAUAAACACAACAAUUUGAAUUCCCCAGACUA
Messenger RNA from Acanthaster planci (crown-of-thorns starfish), 854 nucleotides. RefSeq lists its product as uncharacterized. NCBI's taxonomy places the organism in Eukaryota, Metazoa, Echinodermata, Asteroidea, Valvatida, Acanthasteridae. The record is from RefSeq and is a predicted model, not a curated record.